Saprolegnia parasitica CBS 223.65 is the source of this 369-nucleotide messenger RNA. RefSeq lists its product as hypothetical. NCBI's taxonomy places the organism in Eukaryota, Oomycota, Saprolegniomycetes, Saprolegniales, Saprolegniaceae. The record is from RefSeq and is a predicted model, not a curated record. Bases 1 to 285 code for a protein of 94 amino acids. The transcript has 2 exons.
AUGUCAUGUAGCCAUGACUGCCAAAAGAAGGACAGUUCGCAAGCCGGUGACGGCAGUGGGAAAUCCGACGACGAUUGCAACGACGUGCAUACAACCGGGUUCCGGUAUGUCAAGCCCCUCUCGCCGCUCUCCCGCGCGCAGCUGUCGAGCGACGACGACGACAGCGGAAGCGACGGGGCCGUGUGCUUUUUAGACAGCGAAGAAGAUGAGCUUUCCGAAGACGAUGAGUUUUCCGACGACGAGGGGGGCUGGGGCCUCGACCCUCUCGACCGCGCUCAAAUGUGAGAGCUAGCAAUGCGUGCGCAGGCGAGAACCAACGAAUUUCUCGACUCUCACUCCUUAUCAUUACGAAACGCGUUUGCACAGCCC